AAAAGACUGACAAAAGACAAAAAAAAAAAAAAAGAAACCUCACCCUAACUCACUUUGCUUUUUAUUAUUAUGACCUCAGGCAUUUGAUUGACAUAUCUUAAAUAUUUUUUUAUGUGAUAUGGAUGUAUAAGAGCUUUAUUGAUUUUUUUUUCCUUCCAAAAUUACAACUAAACAGAGUUAAAAUUGACUUUUUUUAUUUUUUAUUUUUUUGAGGAACAGAAAAUUUGUCACAAUGGCAAUGGACAAUGAUUUUGGUGUGAAGGGCAGCAGCAUCAUCAGGGAAUGGAGUGGACAGGUCCAGCCUGCUCUAGUAGCCUCCUUCGUUUUCCUCUUCUGUCUGGAAGCCUGUCUGUGGGUCAGGAACCUCCGACUCAAGAGAAGACUCCCGGGACCCUUCGCCUGGCCUGUGGUGGGCAAUGCCAUGCAGCUGGGACAAAUGCCCCACAUAACCUUUGCAAAGCUAGCCAAAAAAUAUGGCAAUGUGUACCAAAUACGUCUAGGAUGCAGCGAUAUUGUGGUUCUGAAUGGAGACAGGGCAAUACAUCAGGCGCUCAUACAGCACAGCACAGAGUUUGCAGGCAGACCAAACUUUGUCUCUUUCCAGAUGAUCUCUGGAGGCAGGAGUUUGACAUUUACUAAUUACAGCAAACAGUGGAAAGCGCACAGGAAAAUAGCCCAGUCCAGUCUCAGAGCCUUUUCCUCUGCAAACAGUCAGACCAAAAAAGCCUUUGAGCAACACAUUAUAGCCGAAGCCAUGGAGCUGGUGCAGGCAUUUUUGCGUCACAGCACUGCUGGAAGGUAUUUUGACCCGGCUCAUGAGCUUACAGUAGCUGCUGCUAAUAUCAUGUGCGCUCUCUGCUUUGGGAGGCGAUACGGACACGAGGACCUGGAGUUCAGGUCCCUGUUAAAAAAGGUGUACAAGUUUGGAGAGACAGUAGGGGCAGGUAGCUUGGUAGAUGUAAUGCCAUGGCUUCAGUCCUUCCCUAACCCCGUCCGAAGUGUCUAUGAGAACUUCAAAAACCUCAAUGAGGAGUUUUUUGCCUUUGUGAAAAAUAAAGUCGGGCAGCACAGGGAGUCCUUCAACCCUGAUGUGACCAGGGACAUGAGCGACGCCAUCAUCAAUGUGAUUGAACACAGAAACGACAGCGGACUGACCAAAGAGUUUGUCGAAGCAACUGUCACAGAUCUGAUUGGAGCAGGUCAAGACACAAUAUCAACUGUCAUGCAGUGGGUCGUGCUGCUCCUUGUCAAAUAUCCAGACAUGCAAACCAAACUGCAGGAGCUCAUAGACAAAGUGGUGGGUCGAGACAGGCUGCCAUCAGUUGAGGACAGAAGCAGCCUGGCAUUAUUGGACGCCUUCAUCUAUGAGACCAUGCGCUUCACCAGCUUCGUCCCCGUCACCAUCCCACACUCCACAACCUCUGACGUCACUAUCGAAGGUCUCCACAUCCCCAAAGAUACGGUGGUCUUCAUCAAUCAAUGGUCUGUAAACCAUGACCCUCUGAAGUGGAAAGACCCACAUAUCUUUGACCCCUCACGCUUCCUAGAUGAAAAUGGGGCCCUCGAUAAGGACAUAACCAACGGCGUGAUGAUCUUUUCGUCGGGUAAGAGACGCUGUAUCGGUGAUCAAAUCGCCAAGGUGGAAGUGUUUUUAUUCACAGCGGUCUUGCUGCACCAAUGCAGCUUUGAAAGCGACCCUUCUGAACCCCUCACCCUUGACUGCUCCUACGGGCUCACGCUGAAGCCGCUGCGAUGCUGUGUCAGCGCCAAGCUCAGGGGAAAGCUGCUUGGCUUGGUUUCCCCGGCAUGAACAGCAUGUCCUGAUACUGUGACUCAAGGCCAGCUAACACACCACCAAUGACACAAAGUGAGUAUUAACAUAGAGUACCUGCAAAGAUCCUACUGUUGCAAGAUUUUCAGAUAUAAUAAUGAUAUUUAAUGGAUAUCUAAACACAGACUGUAUAUGAAGUAUUGAUGUUGAUUGAAGAUUUAAGGUUAGCUACAAGACUGUGGACCAUCACGAUCAGGGCAAAGGUAUUAAUUUCUCCUAAAAAAAUACUCUAUACUUGAUCAGAUGUAUGUAAUCCUGAGUUGUGUGUUUGUUUUACAAUCACUAUUGAGCAUGUACGUGUAUGGUGUGAGUGCAGGAAUUAACUACUUUCUUUAACAGUCAAACUAAUAUAACUGUAUAUAAAGUGCUUGUGAAUGUUAUGAAGUCACUUGAUGACUUGUUGUUCUCAACUGUAAUAUGUAAGAAUAUAUUUAACCGUUGUCACGCAAAUCAGUAACAAAAUAUUUUUAUAAUUUCAGGUAUGACAAUAAAUGUAAUGAAAUUUAAUGUAUUUCACUAUCUACUGUACUCAAAAUGGACACAUUGAAGACAGAAUGCUGAUCAGAGUGUAAAGAAAACAAACAAAAAAGGCUGGCAUCUUUGAAAAGCAGGAAAUCUUUUCAUCAAGGAAUGUUCAUCACAAUCUUGAGGAUGAAGAGGAGACUUUAGCAUUAACCAAGACUUCGCAAAGUUUAUGCACCCAGGGUUCAGUUUUACUGUACAGGCAAUGCAGCUACUCACUGCCAAACACACACACAUCUCACCAGUAUUAAAAAAAAACAGAAAAAAAUCACGUGCACCAAAUUUCUGUCAAUGAUGAGGCAUUCUCAAAAACAUGCUUGUUUACAAAGUAACGUCUUCAAAGCUACAUGGAUGUCACUGCACUCUCUUUAAACCUCUGCAUUCAGGAAUUGAUGUUGCAACACCCAAGGGAUGUGUUUCUCUGUCUGUGUAAAGGCAACAAAUUAAACUUAGUCAGCUUUGGAUGUUUAAGCAUUCACUAUAGAGGAUAUUUUGUUAUCAAUGUGUUGGAUUUAUAUGAUGGAAAAAUAAGCUAUAUCUGAUAUUAAUAAAGUGAACUGUCAACAGUCUAUGUGUCCGGGUAUUUUUUUUAU
Scatophagus argus is the source of this 2946-nucleotide messenger RNA. RefSeq names its product cytochrome P450 1B1-like. Gene Ontology annotation, molecular function: heme binding; iron ion binding; steroid 17-alpha-monooxygenase activity. The coding region runs from base 233 to 1810 and encodes 525 amino acids. Lineage: Eukaryota; Metazoa; Chordata; Actinopteri; Scatophagidae. The transcript has a single exon. Gene Ontology annotation, biological process: hormone biosynthetic process; progesterone metabolic process. The record is from RefSeq and is a predicted model, not a curated record.